GCGUUCCGCCACAAGUUGAGUUUAAAGGGACUUGUUGAUUCGUAAACUGGACUUUCUCGUCAAUAGUCCAGUCGUUUUGGUGCUUUAAAUCUUUAAAGGGCUGAGACUGUGGAAAGAUCUAAGACAUUGCGACGGAUAGGGUGUUGAGUGGUUUGGAAGUUUCACCAUUUUGAGAAAGUUUGUUUUAACGUGGAGAAGUGCAGGAUUGUGUAGGAGAUUGGUGUUGGGAUAUCUUUUGAAAAAGUGACCAUGUUGUUCAUUGAGGAGCUGUUGGGAUAAGACUUGGGAUAAAGUUGGACAGAAGCAGGUGAUCUAGUUAAUUAACGAAAGUGACAUCGUUAAUGUGAUAAUCUAAUCAUGGAGGAAGAAACUGUAAGACAAAACCGGUCAGCCUCUGGAGUCAUCAAGUGGAUCUUUAAAGCCAUUUUGGCUCAAAUCGGCUGCUUGUCUAAGCAGACGACAGACGGCUCCCACAUAGCAGACGGCCAUUUUGAUUCAUUGCUAGCAGAUACAGACACCCCUGGUAUCUACCGGAAGAAGUUAGACGACAAGGGAAACAAUAAAACUCGGCCAAAGUCACCGGAUGUUGGUAAAGAGUUAUGGGACGACGAGGACUUGAGCAAAUGGAGAGAGGACGGCCUUGACCUUAAGAGCAAACCUUAUGGGACAAUGUUCAGCCUCCAGAACUGUACUCUCCAGUCUGAAGAUAAAGGGGACGGCGAGACGUACUGGGUGUCGUUUGAAGAGAAAAGUUUCUCCAAGGGAAACGAGUUCAAGGUCUACAACGGGCGCAUGAACGGCCGAGGACCAAAGUCAGGGGACAAGUGUGUGGUCAAGGUCUUCAGACAGUGUCAGGGCACCAAGAGCUUAUGCAGCUGCGAAGUAAAGAAAUCUCUGAAAGCCAAGGAACUGGUUCGGUCCUUCAGGGAACUAGCCCCGGAGCAAUGCCAGAAGCUGAAGAUGACCACGGUCUACUGGGCUCUGAUGGACGAGGUCUCAAAGUUAAAGCUCCUGUUUUUCACAGGGGAGAGGAAGUUGUCCACGAGGGAGGCUGUCCUGUUUGAGGACGACGUCCGUGUGAAUGAUGACAAGCCAGGCAAGCUGAGGAAACUGACCCUGUAUAUCAACUCAAAGGGUGAGAAAGAUGAGCUGGCUACUGCGGAUUUGGAAGCUUUUGUUCACUUCACGUACCACCACACUAACGGUGGGCUGGUCAUCUGUGGGCUGGAGGGCGUGCAUGACGAGGAGGGUUACUUUCUGAAGACGCCGACGAUUCAUUCCCUGACUGGGGAGUUCGGCAUCAAGGACCGGGGAAUGGAAGGGAUUAAGGAUGUUUUUUCUUGGCACACCUGCAAUGAUGUUUGCAAAGGGAUGAUUCUGCCCAGCUUUCAUAAAGACCUGGUCAACGGGAAUGAGGUCCCCCAUGGCACUUGUCCUGUGGAUCCGGUGCUGUGUCCAAGUAACGAGCCGUCCAAUAAAUCUUGUUGUACUGAGUACUCGUUUAUCAGCCGGAUGGAAUCGAGAAUAUCCCAGGUCACUGAGACCUUCUCUGACUAUCUAGAACCCACGGCGCCGGCUCUCGAGGACUGUGAUGAGAGCGUGUUCCAACCCUCACCGCCACCUUAUUCCCAACUGUUUGUUGCCAAUUGGCUGCUGGGUGAACAGUCUCAGAACUGCUUCAUCCAGCCCAUGCAGGAAGAGGUAACCCCGCCCCAAAACUCAAACAUCACAGGGGAGAACAGGGUACAGAAUCUCAAUGAAAUAAACCGUGAUCACAUCACCCGAGAUCUGACUUCAGUUGAAGCAGAAAGCGACAUAGGCGGAGUCUCCACAAUGGAUUCAUCCGAAGACAUGGGAACUGACAAGUCUUCAGUCCAAUUUGACAAGAAACGUGUCCGUUUUAGUGUCUACAACGGUACGGGAUCAUCCCACACUCCAUCAACAGCGAACACAAUAUCAUCAAGUGACAGUCCCAUGGACAUAUCCACUGUCACCAGCACCUCCGGCAGUCAGCCUCGCUCUAUAAUCCGACACCGUGCCGAAUCCCUCAACACCAACCAAAUAUUUUUUCCCCACACCAUCCACCCAUCAAGUCCACAAAACAGAUUUGAAUUCACGAACCUUCAAAAUUCAGAGAUUAACCAGCAAAUAUUCACAGACAGCCCACCUUCCUACUUUGAUUCGGAGAUGGCAACAGCCUAUUGGAUUGUUCAAAGGGGUUACAUUCCAGUUCAGUCUAACGCCAAUAAGGGAGGUAAUGACAACUGCGAUCACAAUACUAUUGCGGCAGUGAUCACACCUAAUGGACAAAUAGCCAACUUUUUCCCAGUCGCUGUCAACAAUAUUCAAAACCAACCAAACCAUCCCCGUAACUGAUAAUAAAAGGAAAGAAAACUUGUUGUACCAUACUCAUAUUACCAGAGAUUGUUUAAUUAACAUCCUUUUUCAAUUUAAUAUGGAAAUUAAAAAGAUAAUUUUAAGUAGAACUCAUUUUUCAUUACUUCCUGCUGAGAAAACAAUUUUUUAUUUCAGUUCAAUUUACUUCUAGGUUAAAACAGGAACUGUAAAGUAAUUGGAUGGGAUUUAAAUUGGUAGUCAUUGAAAAAGAUUAACAUUACAAUAUUACAAUGUGCCAUUGUUUGUGAAUGUAUUUUUUU
Messenger RNA from Physella acuta, 2657 nucleotides. RefSeq lists its product as uncharacterized. Gene Ontology annotation, biological process: protein phosphorylation. Lineage: Eukaryota; Metazoa; Mollusca; Gastropoda; Physidae. Gene Ontology annotation, molecular function: ATP binding; protein serine/threonine kinase activity. The record is from RefSeq and is a predicted model, not a curated record.